CUUUAUCGAUAUCUUUAAUCAGAUGAUCGAUGACCUUUUUUUUUAUAGUUAUAUCAACUUAAAAAAAAUUUGUGUUGCAUAUCUCUCAUAUAAUAAAAUGUUCGAACAACAUACGUAUACUUUUAGAAGUAAUCUGAGCUUUUAAAUAGUACUUCUUUCAUCUUCACGUCUGCUGUUAAACAGAACUGGUUAGUACCUCUUUGUUUGUUCGGACGAACUGCUCUUUACUGAACUACUUUUCUGUGAACUAAGUUCAUGGGCGAUGGAUUGAAAAUAUUGACUUUUCUGUUUAUUUAUAAUGUUUGUUACUUCUCAGGAUAAUUGCUUGUGAAAUGGAAGCAAUUAAAUCUCGACUUAUCCACAGAGUUGCCAUAAAUGCCAAUAAGACUUUCAAGGCUGUGCAUUCCUCCAAAAUAUUACCACCUAUUGGAGUAUCUGUCAGAGGAGAUAUUAUUGGAAUACCGAAUCCUAUCUCGAAUUUAAGACCAAUAACAUUUCAUAUACCACCUGAUGAAACUUAUGUAGAAAGGAAAUUUAGACUAAAAAAGGAGCAAGUCCACAAUUGGCAUGAAGAAUUUUGGAAACAUCAUAACAUAAGAUUUAUGUUGGAACGUAAAGAAUAUGUAGAAUCCAUGAAGGAAAAGAAGGCGGACUUUGGACCGUUAACUCCAGAAGAAAUUUCUGUAUUUUACAAAGCUUUUUUAGAUAAAUAUUGGAUGACUCAUAUGUGGUAUAAUAUUGAGUGGUACAAACAUAACCUAAACCUUUUGGCUCUCGCCUUGAAGGUUGAAUUAGAUCGUUUUAGACGAAAGUUAUUCAGUCACGAAUAGUAAAUUAUUUUAUUUUAGUGUAAAAUAAAUUGAAUUAUAGUUGUAUAUAUUGAUUAUUUCAAAUAUAUCCUUUAUUUAUUACAAAAAUUACAUUAAUUAUAACUACAUAACCUAUUUUUAAUUAAACAUCCUUGUGAAUUAAAUCAUAAACCUUUGGAGCACUUUGUUAGUCAAAAGCAGAGGUCUUAAUUCUUUUACAGAUAGUUUCAAGGCCACACUGAUCUCUACUAGUGAACUAUUUAUUUAUUUAGUGUUUCAUUGAAUUUUCAGUUAAUAUGUUUGCAUAAAUAAAAAAAAUUAUCACACAUCCAGAAUGAAAAUGAUACAACUAAAAAAAAACUGAGAUUUAAGUUUUACAUUUUCUUUUGCGUAAUUACACAGCAUCUAUACUGAAAGUUUUUAUGAUUUAAUUUUUUUACUUUUGAGCCUUAGCAGCUCUAUUCUUACAUUAUUUGAUACAUUAAAUACCACCCAGCCAUAUUAUGGAUUUGAUUGAUAAAUCGACCAGUUUUUAUAAACAGUUAGGUAGGAUUUUCGGUGUAUGUGUUUAUAAGCUACUGUUUUGCCUAUUUAUUUCUUUAAUUUUUAUUGUAUAGAAAAUGAUUUAGGUUUAUAAUAUAUGAGAUUAAAAAUUAAUGUCGAAGACAUUCUUAAAAUCAGUUAACUGGAAUAAUUUGUUUGCAGGCAUUAACCUGCACAAAAACUGCAAUGAAUUUUCGACUGAAGCUUUGUCGGCAUUGAGUAUCUUGUCCAUAGCAGGCAUAACAUUUUUCUGAAAGAAAGCGUCCACUUUCGGAUUCAUGAAAAAGUCUAACUCGGGGUUGGAAGUUCCCAGUAUUACAUUGGACAUCUUCUCAUAGUUGAUAGCAUCCAGAGAAAUGCGACACUCAGUUCCGUUAUGGACAGUAAACCCGAGACGAAGAGAAUUGUCUACUAUCCUGAAAGAGGCGGACAAGUAUUGGCCUUCGUAUGUGACAGUUCCGAAGAACGCUGUCAGGAAAGAGUAGCCGAAGUGGAUAUCGAAGGAUAACGAAUCUGGCUCCGUCUUCAAGACGCAGUCUCCAGUCCUUAUCAUGGAGUCUAAGCCGACGAGAGUUCCUUCUGAAUAUGAAACCUGCAAGGAAAGAAUUGGAUUAGUAUUCUUAUAAAUCAGAAAUGCUUUUGCAGCAAAUAAUUUUUUUGGUGCUGUUAGAACCAGCAAUUCUCCCUCUUGUUAAUAAGAUAAAUAGAUGUAUUAGUUAAUAAAUAGUAUUCUCUAGUGAAAACUCAUACAUCGAGUAGUUAUCCUUUUCCCUAAAGCUGUCGAUGUAUAAGCAACAUCAGCAUAAGAUUUUUAUUCUUCAUACUUACAAUAAAAUAUUAACAAGAUAGUCAAUUCAACACGUAAUAUUGGUGAAGCUUCAGAUCUCACCACGAGUCAUAAACUAACAACUUGCAUAUUGGAAAAUGUCUCUCCAGUUUGAGAAAAAUCAAUAGGACAGCUAUUCCCGAGUAAUAAUCAUUCAAGGCCUAUUUGUUGAUUGCUGAAAAGCCUUGGUUUUUAGUUCUCUCACUUACUGACAGUAUCAAAGUCUAUUACUGAAAGUACAGAAGCCAAAUAAUAAUAAUUAUAAUAAAAAGCCUAGCGAACCAGAAGGUUCUCUGCCGACACCAUCAAUUACUGUCUGCUCAUUUACUAUCUCCCCCACCGUUGGCUGUCCAAACCCAAGCAGAUCAGCCUUCUCGCAAUAAUUUCACAUCCGCUUAGGUGAAUCUCUCGAAUAUUUACCAGUCAGCAUUAGUUUUUUGUGAAAUUUGCCAAUGAAAGAUGUAGAUGAAUAAAAUGGAAAUCGCAAUAGGCCGAAGUUUAUUGAAAUAUGUCAAGAAAAUAGUAAAAUAAAAUAAACCAAAAUACUUUCCUUUGAUUUUAUUAUUUAUUUUUGCAUGGUAUAAGUUGUUCAUAGACCUCAUUCAACUUCUCCAACUCCAAUCCGAUCUUCCAAGCAAUACUAGUUAAUAGUUUGUGACAAUAAUUACUAUUUAAAUUGGAAUAACA
Nezara viridula (southern green stink bug) is the source of this 2865-nucleotide messenger RNA. The record is from the annotation of a GenBank genome assembly. Lineage: Eukaryota; Metazoa; Arthropoda; Insecta; Hemiptera; Pentatomidae.